AUGGGCAGCCUAUCCAUGGCCCCUGAAGAACGGGACAAUGCGCUGCAGGAACUGAAAAUCUAUGGCCGAGAUCCUCGUAACGCAGAUCCUAUAUUCAAGAAAGAGGGAGUAUCUAUGCUUCUCGCCUUUGCCUUUAAUGACAAGGCAUCGAGUGAAACCUCACGCGGCGCGCUCAGAGUUCUUGCGAACUCCAUGGUGCUCAAACCUGAAACGAGGAAGAUGUUUGUAAAUAGCGGAUAUGCGACGAAAGCAUGCAAAAGACUCGAUACCGAGAGCUGGGAUGACGAGUUUCUCCUCUCACGUAUCCUCUUCCUCUCGACAUACAGCGAAGAAAAGAUCAAGCUCUCUCCCCUGAUCAAAGAGUACGGCCUUGCUUGUAGCAUCAACUCCAAUAUUGGCCGGCAUGCAAUGUCAAAAUCAGCAGAUAGCCGUACAGCUGUUGGGUCCAUGGAGGAAAUGGCUCUGCCCGAGACGCUCAAACUUCUACACAACGUCACUCACUUCUGCCCGGAAGAAAUUUCGGCGUUUACGCCUUCGGUGCCGCAUAUCAUUUCGCUGCUGCGCGCCCGCAAACUACCGAAUUCGAAGGUUCUAGAUCCGCCUUUCGGUCCGCUGGUCAAUUCGCUUCUCAACCUGGACAUGACGGCUGAAUCGUCCAAGUCUGCCAUGUUUCCCAGCGGAGAGGAGGCCAACCUGGGCUCCAAGUUGAUCGAAAUACUUGACAGGGCCAUAAAUGAGUAUUCUGGCUCUGAACUUGACGCCAAUGUUACACCGGUUGUCAAAUUCCUGCUAGAGGUAUACAACCUUGCGCCGGAGCUUGUCCAGAAGAAGCUACGUGAGAGUAUCAUACCGACGUCAGAGGAUCGUGAAAACGUGCUGGGCAAAGGCUCGUCACUAUCAUCCCGGCUCUUGAAAAUUUCGAUAGACCCCAUGGCUCCCCAUCUCGGUCCUGUCAUUUCUCACCUUUUCUUUCUCAUGUCAGAAAGCGAUGCCUCCCAGUUUGUGGAAAAUGUCGGGUAUGGCUAUGCUUCGGGAUACCUCUUCCGAAAUAAUGUCCCUGUUCCUGCAUCUGCAAAAGCAACUUUCGAUGCUGCAGACGAAACUGGAAGCCCGCGGCCGGUGAACCCCAUAACGGGUCAGUUUAUUGACAGGGAGGAGCCGGACGAUCUACCACCAAUGACGGAAGAGGAAAAGGAACGAGAAGCCGAGCGCCUCUUUGUCCUGUUUGAGAGGCUUAAGAAGAACGGUGUCCUCAGCGUGCAGAAUCCUGUAGAGCAGGCUGUACGGGAAGGUAAACUCCGUGAGCUCAAAGACGAUGAAGUAGAAGAAGCUGACUAA
Cordyceps fumosorosea ARSEF 2679 is the source of this 1338-nucleotide messenger RNA. RefSeq names its product Guanine nucleotide exchange factor, Ric8. Gene Ontology annotation, cellular component: cytoplasm. Gene Ontology annotation, molecular function: guanyl-nucleotide exchange factor activity; G-protein alpha-subunit binding. The transcript is spliced from 4 exons. The coding region runs from base 1 to 1338 and encodes 445 amino acids. Gene Ontology annotation, biological process: G protein-coupled receptor signaling pathway. The record is from RefSeq and is a predicted model, not a curated record. NCBI's taxonomy places the organism in Eukaryota, Fungi, Ascomycota, Sordariomycetes, Hypocreales, Cordycipitaceae.